Anisakis simplex (herring worm) is the source of this 453-nucleotide messenger RNA. The record is from the annotation of a GenBank genome assembly. NCBI's taxonomy places the organism in Eukaryota, Metazoa, Nematoda, Chromadorea, Rhabditida, Anisakidae.
AUGCUCGCCCCGGGAUAUCCGAAUUCCGGACCUGGACCACCGAUUGCAGCACAGCACAUCCCCGGACAAAUUCCAAUAGCGGAAUGCGUUGGUAAAGACAUUGAGAAUACCUCUCCAGCCAGUUGCUAUCCUCAAGAUAGCUACUAUCAGCCUAAAAAUAAUUAUCCAAAUGCUCCGCCGCGUCCGCCUGAUGUCUACUUUCCACAGGAGCCGCCAUUCAUGCAGAAUACACGUUUAUUUGGUCCGAUCCCUCAAACAACCGGAGAAUAUCAACGGAAUUUCUUUAAACCCGAUCCAGAAGCAUUCUUCGGUCAUGGCUGUCCACCAAAUCCGUUCGUCCGACCAACAUAUCCACAUUUCCCGUUCACAGUUCAAGCAAUGACCUCAACAGCUCCACGAAUGCAGAAUCCAAUUCAGUGCGAAUGGGUUGAAGUAAGCGUACAAAUGGGUUGA